This is a messenger RNA of Mesorhabditis spiculigera, 222 nucleotides long. Lineage: Eukaryota; Metazoa; Nematoda; Chromadorea; Rhabditida; Rhabditidae. The record is from the annotation of a GenBank genome assembly.
AUGGAUAAUGGGCUUUUUGCAGUCCUACUAUUCGCCGCCAUCUUCGAGCUUUUAACGCUGAUCCUUUUCGUCUACAUGUUAUACGCUGGCUAUCAGAUUUUGAGGUCACGCCGGGAUAAGGAAGCCUGCACUGAAGACGGCCGAGCUCCCACGUGUUCUGACAUGCAGCCGCCAGAAUCUGAGGCUGAACCCGAGAAUUGCGAAGGCCAUCGAAACGCCGGA